Molecule: messenger RNA, 3131 nt
Organism: Scylla paramamosain (green mud crab)
Lineage: Eukaryota; Metazoa; Arthropoda; Malacostraca; Decapoda; Portunidae
Product: polyisoprenoid diphosphate/phosphate phosphohydrolase PLPP6-like
Exons: 5
Coding region: 172-816 (214 amino acids)
Molecular function (GO): sphingosine-1-phosphate phosphatase activity
Source: RefSeq, a predicted model, not a curated record
UAAUCAUCGGUCAUUUUCAUCUAUAGCAAUACCGUUCACACACUCGGCAUAACUUAAGAGUCACUAUAACUCGGCACUCGCUACUCGACCUUCGCUCUUCCUAUCAGCUGACAGCGGGAGCUCAUCUGCUUGUCAUUAUCCCCACCGGUUCAUAUACAAGAGACACCAGCCAUGGGUGAGAAGAGGGAGGUACCAAAGCCCCUGAAGAAGCUGCUGGACUGGGAUAUUGUCAUGACAGAGAAGUUUGUCAAGUAUGUGGACAUGAAAUACGGGCCACUGAGCAGACACAAGACAACACUGAAGGGGCUGGAGUACUCUUGUCAUGGAAUCCCAUGGUUGAUUGGAACAGCCACUUUCAUCUUCCUCCUUCAGGAUGCCUCUAUUCGACAGUUACUAGUCAAUCUAUUUAUUGCGCUGAUCGUGGACAUUGUGGUGGUGUCGGUGGUGAAGGCAAUCACACGAAGGAGGCGGCCAGUUGCCAACAAGGACAGUGAAAUGUUUGCCACAGUGUCGGUGGACAAAUUCUCCUUUCCAUCGGGUCACUGCACUCGGGCUGUCAUGCUCAGCGUUCUCUUCCCUCUACAGUAUGACCUCUUCUUCCCGCUGACAGUGGCGUUGGUAGUGUGGGGCAGUGCAGUGUGUGUGUCCCGUGUCCUGCUCCACCGCCACCACAUCCUUGAUGUUGUGGGUGGGAUAGGUAUUGGCUUUGUCCAAGCUGUUCUGAUCUCCUGCAUGUGGCUCUCGGAGGAGUCUGCUGCUGCUGUGGUUAAUUCCUUCCUGGAUGAGACUCAGGUUGGCGCCAGCUAUGAUGUGUGAUGGAAAAAAAAAGAGAGGGAGGGAAAGAAGAAUGGGUGUGAAAGCUGAAAAAGUGUUCCUAUGAGAUUUAAUUCAGAGAUGUUAAUGAGUGUGUGUGUGUGUGUGUGUGUGUGUGUGUGUGUUUAAUAUUACAGUGUGAUGUGUGUACUUUUUUGCAUAUUUAACAAUCUUUCAAAAUUUUGCACCACACACACACAUGCAUGCAUUCAAUACUGUACUUGUUUUGACAGUAUAUAUAGAAGGGAAAAUUGUGCUGCCUUAUUGUAUUGGUUGUUUCCAGAUUAGGUUGAUCUAUAAAUGACAAAAGAAUCUUCCAGGUGACCAUAAAUGUCAGUGUGUAGAAUUGCUGCAUCACCAAAAUGCUAGAUUAUUGUUUCUCUACGUUGCCAUAGUAUAAAAACAGACAUUAAAUGUUGCUUUUAGCUUCAAGCACUUAAGGAUUUUUUUUCAACUUAUAUCUAAAUUAACUUUUAAAUUAAUUUAUGUAAAUGAAAAAUAACAAAGGUUGUGAGGAAUAAAUUGUUAGGAGAACACUUUAAAAGAUAAUUUUAUCUCCAUAAGUUUAGAAUACUAAUACAGGUUAGGCAUCCUCAUUCCCAAACUCGUUAGUCAAAAUUCAGAUUUCAUCAAGUACUGACAUUACAACUUAUAUUUUUGUGCCAGUAUAACACAGAAACAACACAAUUAUAUUAAAUUGAAUCACUUGAUAGUAUUAUCAGUGUGUUUUGAACUGGAUUUUAUUGAACAUAAUUCCAUUGUAAGUAAAAGAAUAUGUGUUUACUCAAAAGUUCAGAAAAAAACGUGGAAUCGAGAACACUCCCAACCCUGAGUAUUCUGAGCAAAGGAUUCUUGGCCUGUAUUACCAUUACUAAUGCAAAGGUUAAAGUUUUUAAUGGUACUAAAAUUAAAAUAUUUAAAGGUGCUGUGUAUUGAUAAAGAAAAUGCCAGAAAAUCAACUUGCAAAACACUACUGAAAGUUGUGCUAAAUUUCACUUUACAUAAAUGACAGUAAUGUCUUUUAAAUAUAAGUAAGAUAUCCUAAACUACAAAAAGAAAAUGAUGGAAGGGUGUUGAUACUGAAGGGCUGUGUGUACUUACAAUGAAGUUGUGUGAUAAUUAAAAGCUCUGCUAAUGCUUACUGGCUUUGUUAUAAUUUCCAAAUUGCAAUAAAGUUACAGAAACUACUAAACAGAAAAUACAGGAAGGGAAACAUGUUAGUACCAGUUAGAAAUGAUGCUACAAAUUUCAGAACAAUUUGUCAAAUAGGAAGUGAAAUAGCUGACUGUAGUGAACCAAAUGAAAAUGAGGAAAUAUCUUAGUGUGUAGUGAGGGAUAAAAUCUAGAGUAUAAUUUCUGGCUGGGGGAACAUUAUAGUGUCUGGUGAAUGAAAUCUGUGUUAUUACUUCUGGCUGGGACUGUACAUCAUUAUGAAUCUAGGCAAGAAAUUUUUUUUCUAAAUGCACUUGAAAAUACAGGGACCAAAAGCAAUAAGAACUUUUUGUAUUCAUAAUAAACUUUCUUAUGUGGCCUUAGAUAUUUGGACAUUAAGUUGUGAUAUGCUGCAUGGACUUAUAUUUAUAUCAUAAUCAAAGUUUCUCUUGGAUGAAAGGCUUAUGAAGUUUGAUGGAUAUGAACUAUGUAUUCUGAUGUCUACCUAUGUUUACCAAUUGUUUCUUUACAUUUAUUUAUUUAUUUUAUUAUUAUUUAUAUGCCAGGUAGGGGGUUAUUAUUUUAUACUGUGAAAAUGUAGGAAUAAUGCCUGAGUAGUUAAAGCCAAUCAAAGUCCAACUAGGAUUUGGUGAUCAUCUUAGUCUGACCAGUAAUGUGUCAGAAUGUGCUGCCAUGAAUGACCUAUCAGGGGGUUUGUUCCCUUGCUAUUCCCUCUCAUGGCCAGCUUUUAAACUGAUUUCUUUGUGUUUCCAUGGAAAUUAAGAAAAUACUUAAUAUUGGGUGCAAGUUCACUUAGUUUUGAGCUACAGAAAUGGAGUUAUAGCCUUUUAUUGUAGUCCUGUUUCAGUUUUACGUUCAACCAGUUCAACUUUGAAUGGUGAUGGUUUAUAUGUGAAUAUUUAUCACACAUUACAGUAUUAUUUAUUUUCUUCAUAUUUUAUUUUAGUUGGGGGAUGAACAUUUUAGUUGAUAUUGUUAGUGGAAAACAUAGUUUCUGUCUUUGUGACCCUAAUUAAAUUAUUUGCUUUUGGUACUUAAGCUACCUCCUAGUCUCUAAUUUUUAUUUACAAAGCAAGACUGGUGUGAAGAUUUUUGCUAACAUUACCUCAGUGAAUUUGUGAGAACAAUAAAUGUUGGUUUUGCUA